Molecule: messenger RNA, 963 nt
Organism: Odontomachus brunneus
Lineage: Eukaryota; Metazoa; Arthropoda; Insecta; Hymenoptera; Formicidae
Exons: 2
Coding region: 1-963 (320 amino acids)
Molecular function (GO): catalytic activity
Source: RefSeq, a predicted model, not a curated record
AUGGCCACCAAGCUUCUCCAGGCAAACAUCAACCACUCCGCGGGGGCUCAGGACCUACUCCUACAAGCUCUCGCGGAGCGGGAUGGAGGUCUGGCGCUCGUGUCGGAGCCCCAUCACAUCCCUCAAAGAGACACCGGCGGAGGAGGUGGAGGUUUGCCUGGAGGGGCAGAAUAUAGCCUAGAAAUGGCCACCAAGCUUCUCCAGGCAAACAUCAACCACUCCGCGGGGGCUCAGGACCUACUCCUACAAGCUCUCGCGGAGCGGAAUGGAGGUCUGGCGCUCGUGUCGGAGCCUCAUCACAUCCCUCAAAGGGACAGUCGAUGGCUGGGGCUCCGGCGCGAGCACCCGGGUGCCGCGAUCUACUGGCGCCCGGGAGAGGAAUCUCCCCGCCCAAAGCUAAUAAGGGCGGAGAGAUAUAUCGUGGCGGCGGAGUGGGGCAUAAUGAGGGUGGUCUCCAUAUAUGCCCCUCCACGCUCGAGAGAGUGGCCGAGGGCCCGCUUCGGGGGCUUCUUGGAGCAGGUGGGGCGCGUGCUGGACGAAUGCGCGCCCCACCCAGUGAUAGUCGCCGGGGACUUCAACUCCCACGCCAGGGAGUGGGGUUCCCGGCGGACGGACCCCCGAGGCCAAGACCUCCUCGAGUGGGCGGCGACUAGGGGCCUGUUCCUUAUUAAUACAGGCUCCGUGAGCACCUGUGUGCGUCCGCAGGGCGAGUCCAUCGUGGACCUGACCUUCGGCAAUCGCUCUGCGGUGCGCACAGUCAGGGGUUGGAGGGUGGCGACCGAAACGGACAUCAACUCCGAUCAUCUGCUGAUCGAGAUGUCCGUGGUCGCCACCUCGAAGGAGGUGCUCCGUUGUCGCCGGGAGGGGGCCGGAUCGAGGCCACCGCGCUGGGCACUCCGCCGCCUAGACGAAGACGCCCUCAAGGCGUCGGUGAUCGCGUCCUCCUGGGCGGGGGGGGGUUGA